Messenger RNA from Myxocyprinus asiaticus (Chinese sucker), 6712 nucleotides. Its product is annotated as serine/threonine-protein phosphatase 6 regulatory subunit 2-like. The record is from RefSeq and is a predicted model, not a curated record. The transcript is spliced from 22 exons. Gene Ontology annotation, molecular function: protein phosphatase regulator activity; protein phosphatase binding. Bases 397 to 2913 code for a protein of 838 amino acids. Gene Ontology annotation, cellular component: cytosol; nucleus. Lineage: Eukaryota; Metazoa; Chordata; Actinopteri; Cypriniformes; Catostomidae.
UCCAGUUCGGCCAUUUUGACUUGAGAAAUGAUGUCAAAGUCUUUUUCUACUCACAGUUGAAAGAUCUGAAGGGGACUGGGGCUGGGCUGGAGCAGGGCUGCUGAAGGAGAGAGGAGGACACGGGCUGGGGGACUGGGAUCUAUGGAUGCAGGACGAUGCAUCGCACAUUAAACAGCAGAUCCCUCUGACACCAUACAGGGCAGGUCUGACAAGGGAGAAAGUGUUACUGGUGUCUGUGUUGUAAUGUGAGGCAGCCCGUGCUAAUGGACGGCUGGACUAUCUGACCACUGAGGUCUCAGUCUUGCAAACCAAUGUGUUUUAACAGGUCUCUGCAUCCCAUCUAAGGAAACACACCCUCUGACUGAAGGCAUUCUCUUUGCUCUGUAGGCUGCAGUCAUGUUCUGGACGUUUGACCUGCACAACUCCUCUCAGGUUGAAAAGCUCUUGGAGAAGGAGGACUUGACCCUGCAGGAGCUUCUGGAUGAGGAGGACGUGCUGCAGGAAUGUAAGGCUCAGAAUCAGCGCCUCCUCCUCUUCCUCACACGGGACAGCAGCAUGCUGGAGCUCCUCAACCUCAUCACUCACGAGCCCCCUACUGACAGGGAGGAGAAACUGCGUUACAAGUAUGCUAAUAUAGCAUGUGAGUUGUUGACGUGUGAUGUGUCCCUCAUCAACGAUAAAGUGGGCGGAGACGAGUCUCUGUUGAACACACUGUACAGCUUUCUAGAGCAGACGCCCCCUCUGAACCCUCUACUGGCAUCAUUCUUCAGUAAGACUCUCGGCAACCUCAUCAGCCGCCAGACAGAGCAGGUGAUCGCUUUCCUGAAGAAAAAGCAGGAUUUCAUCGGACUGGUGCUGAAACACAUGGACACGUCAGCCAUGAUGGAUCUACUGCUGCGUCUGAUUAGCAGUGUGGAGCCCACCUCGCUCAGACAGGAAGUGCUAAAUUGGCUGAAUGAAGAGAAGCUGAUGCAGAGACUCAUCGAGCUGAUACACCCUCAGAAUGAUGAUGAGAGGCAGUCGAAUGUGUCUCAGACCCUGUGUGACAUCAUCCGUCUGAGCAGAGAUCAGGCCAGUCUGAUGCAGGAGACAUCAGACCCCGACCCUCUGCUCACAACACUAGAGAUGCAGCAGAACAUAGAGGCCCUGUUAAAGAACAUGUUUGGAGGAGAGAGGAGUGAAGCCUGCAUCGUCUACGGAACGCAAGUGUUACUCGCAUUGUUGGAUACUCAGAGAUCAGGCAUUAAGCAGGUGAUUGACCCGUGUUCUCAGGGAUUGGAAAAGUCUAACACUGUAAACAACAGCAUAUUAAUGGGCAUCCAGCCACAUCUAAAGAACUUCCAUCAUCUCCUGCUAAACCCACCCAAGAAAUGUGUGAUGUUGACCACAUUGGGUGUUUUGGAGGAGCCGUUUGGAAACGCCCGACUGCACGCUUGCAGACUGAUGGCGGCUCUUCUGUACACUAGAGCUCCCAGAAUCCACCACGAGCUCUGCCGACUGAACAUGAUCAACCUGCUACUGGACAUGUUUUUUAAAUUCACCUGGAAUAACUUCCUACACGCCCAAGUGGAGCAGUGUGUCUCUGCCAUCUUUAACCAGAACACACCACUAAACCGACCAAUGCAGGACAGUCCAGAUCCGACUCAAAUUCAACAGGAAAACACAUGCUCAGACACGCCCCAUCCCAGUGAGACAGACACACAAAACUCAGACAGAUUCACACGCUACUUAAUAAAGCAUCUGAUUAAGGACUGCAGGCUGGUUCAGAGGAUUUUGGAUGCUUGGGAAGAAAAUGACAAAACACAGGAGGCAGGAGGCAUGAGACGAGGGUAUAUGGGCCAUCUGACCCUUAUUGCAAACACAGUGGUGCAGAGCGCAGAGAAAGAACAGGACAAAGAACAGACCCAAAUCACGCAACUAAUAAAAGAGUUGCCCGAGGACUAUAUCAGACGCUGGGAACAUUUUGUGAAUGAAACACUAGCAGAAACUAACAUGAAGAAUACAGCAGACCUGGUGUUCUCUGAUUAUCAGCUUCAACAGAUGACGGCGAACUUCGUCGAUCAGUUUGGACUAAAUGAUGAUGAAUUUGGGGAGCAUGAUGGCAGCAUCAGCGCCACAUUUGAUCGAAUCACAGAGAUCAACUUUAACCUUGUGGAUGAGGGGGCGAGCUCUGGACUCUUUGAGACUCGCACAAAAGAGAGAAUUCGGCAGUUUGAUGAAGCUGAGGAGGAGGAAGAUAUUUGGGAGGAUAAAGAAAUUAACUACUCGACACAAGUGAAAGCACGAAGCAGGUUUGGACUGGUGACAAACACUCAGAAGAGUGAGGCAGACGGCGGCUCUCGGAGGCAUCUGGGGUCACCUGACCUCGAGUGGUUUCCAGAUUCCAAACAAAUGCCAGAGAACAUCACGAAUAAAGUCACGGACAAGAAGUCCAGUGAUCCUCAGAGUCCUGGAUGGAUAGCGAGUUUUGAAGAUGACUUCGGCAGUCGGGACUUUGCGAGUAUUGCUAUAGAUACGGGCUCCAGCGUGUGGGGCAACUCUACAGCACAGCUCAGUGAGACGGAAGAGAAAGGAUGGGCAACAUUUGGUGACUUCCAGUCGUUCUGCUGUUCAGAUGCAGGGCCCAGAUGCAUCUCACCGGUGGACUCGGAAAAUCCAAACAAACAGAACCAAAAGGAAGAAAUCCAUGUGUGUGUUACAGUUAAAGGCUCAUCUGCGUGUGUGUGGAGUGUGUGUGGGGCGAGGAAGGCUCCACUGGUUGCGUCUGACAGCAGCUCCAGUGGAUCAGACAGUGAGGAAGAGGAAGACAAAACCAACAUCAUCACAGAGAGGGUUGCCCCAGGCAGUGCCAAGGAAGACAUUAAACUUGAGAAAACAGUCAGGGAUGACUCCAGUAGUAAAGACCCAAUGUAACAGCAUUUCAAAGAACCCUCUCUACCUGCUGAUGUAUCCCCAUGACAGCUGUUGCUCCACCCAUAACAUGUUUAAAGCUGUUUUCACAUGUCUCCCCACCUUCUGGCAUUCACUAUUCCCAUUGGUCUGUAGUCAUGUGGGUUUUUUGUGGGGGUGGGGUUGUGAAUGAUCCCAGCAUCAGUGGGUGGUACUAAAAUGAUGUAUCUUUCCCGAUGAAGACAUUUGCACCAUUAAAUGGAAAUACUGACCUUUGAACCCUCUGCGAACAGCCCCACUUCAGUCAAUGAGUGUGUUUUGUAACUAGAAUACAUUACACAGACAGGUGAACUCUUGCAUAUGCAUAAACAUGCUGUGGUUGAAAGGUACAUUUACAAGUGUGAUUUAUAGUGUUAUGUUUUAGUUUUUGAACCAGUAUUUUCCACUAAGAAUACGGCAAGAGAGCGUGUGUUUGUGUUUAGAGUGGCUGAUCAAUAUUUCUCUAUGUUGUAGUCUUUGGUUGUGGUACUGAUUUUAUUUCAGUACUGAUUUGUUUGCACUGAAGUUUUCACUACAUAUGUUACCAGCUCCAUCUAGCAUCUACACAACACAUACAUAUACAUACUGUAUUGGUAACACAUUACAAUAAGGUGGUAUUCAUUAACAUUAGUUAACUACACAGUUAACAUGAUUUUUACAUUUACAGUUAUGUUAACAUUAAUGCAGUAUGAACUAACAAUUAACAAUAGUAUAUUUCUGAACUGACAUAAACCAAGAUUGAUAAAUGCUAUAAAAAAUAUUGUUAAUUGUUAGUUCAUCAUAUGUAAUGCAUUUACUAAUGUUAACCAAUACAACCUUAUUGUACUGUUUUACCUUCCUCUUUUUUGCUUGGGAGCUUAAUUAUUGGGAGCGGGUCUCUAAAAAUAGUUUUGUUUGGUUGUAUACAUGUUGUCUUUUUUUAAUGUUACUAAGAAUAGUUCACCCAAAAAUAAACAUUUAUUUACUCACCCAUGUCGUUCCAAACCUGUAUGACUGACUUCUGCGGAAUGACAUGAGGUUUAGAAGAUAAUGACGCAUUUUUUUUAUUUUGGAGUAAACUAUUCCUUUAAGGCCGAAACAUACUGUACACAAGUGAUGUCAUGCGUAGUUGCAUUCCGAAAUGUGUGAGACCGCAAUACGUAAUUCAUAAUUCGCAUUUACACAACGCAAGUACACGUUUAAUUCUCAAUGUUGCCACAAGGGGCGCUAUAGUGUUCAUUAGUGUGAACUGGUGCUUUUACGGUGCGUUUUCUCUUUCAAAUCAACAAUUUGUGAAGGUGGCGAUUAGAAUCAUGCAUCUAUUGUUGUUUGUAUAUAUUUUUUUUUAUCAACGCUGAAAAUAAUUUAGUACGAGGUACCUCGCAAUUGCGUAACUGUGAGUCUGUCAUAAUCAGACAAAAAACGUCCCCCUCCAUUGUACGAGUUGGUAUUGCCCAACUAAUGUCACGCAAUUCCCUCAAUUUCUCGGCGCUGGCCAGGGUGGCCCAAUUACAGUGGUUUAUUGUUAUUUUUUAUGCUUUUAUAGAUAAUGCUGAAGCAAAUUGUCAUUCACAGGUAUGAAUCCUUGCAAUUAUCAGUUUGUAUUAAAAAAAUAACUACUAAAGGGAUGAAAAAAUUCAGUUUUCAGUGCAUCAAGCGCCCCCUGCAGGAAUAAAACUUUGUGUCUCACAAGACAGUCAGUGGCUGACAACAUGUGCAAUUUCGGUCUGAAGGUCUGUUACCUACACGAAACUUUCGUCAUAUGUGGAGUCAGUGAAGAUGUUAAAAGCAUCCAUGGAAAUGAUCCACCCCCUCCCAAUGUUCAAACCAAAUCUGUCAUUGUUUUAAAGGUGCUGUAAGCGAUUUUUUUUCAUGGAAAGGUAUGCAAAAAAUUGUCCUACUCCCUGAAAGAUAUUAAUGAAAUAAGUGGCCUGAGAUACUCUCAGCUGUGUCUGUGACAGCUGUAGACUUUGUAAUCAACAAACAAAAAUGUGUCUGCGGACAUUGACACUUUUUACCUGUCAAUCAUUUUGCUCGUUCUCAUAGUGUUGUAUUUGAUUCAUAAUGUUUGUCAGUUGAGGGCGCUAUUGUGUAACAAUGCUGCUCUUUUGCUCUGUUUUGGUCUCAAAAUUAUCUUUGGAGGUUGGGGUAUUGGAAUGAGGGGGCGUGGCUAAUUCAAUAGCUCAGUCACGUGAAAGCUUCAGAACGCUAAAAUCGCUUACAGCACCUUUAAGGUAUUUUAAUCCCCCAUUUGAGUACUGAGGUUUUUUUACCGCCACAUUAACACACAGUAGCGCGUUGGCCAAGCGCUCGCAUCUGCGUAUGUGCACUCGCAUAAAGUAUGUUUCUUGCCUUAAAUGUGUCCAAAUUAGGCUGUUUUAAUAUUGAAUAUAUUAUUGUCUCUGUGGUUGGUAUCAGAAUGAACUCUCAGGUGAAAAAGAAAUAGAAAAGUAUGUGUGCGCCUUGAAAUAUCGGAGAAUGACACAUCAUUAUCUAGAACACGUGUCCAGCACACAUAUCCCUCUUAAUAGCGUCUAUCUCCGACAGGUCUUAGUAAUAAAUGUUUUAUGAUAAUUGUAUUUUUAUUACUAAUUACAAGCGAAACACUAGAGCGCAUAAGUUUGGAAUUGAAUCUAGAGCGAUAGCAAUAAUAGUAUUAACAAUCUUAUGGUUAGUUUGAAUUAUUAUUAUUAUUUUUUAACGUAGCUUAAAGCAAGCAAAUUGUCUGAUCGUGCGAGUGAGUGUGUAAGUGUUGUUUUUGCACUCAAAUUUGUUUUUAUACCAAAUGCAACAGGAUGGACUAUAACGAGAGGUCAGUCUUUUGUCUACCUGGAUUUUGCGUUUACAAGCGAUUUAGUUAUUAGUUGUGUAAGCGACAAAAAGAGAAAUAUUGACUGAUCAGUACCAGGCUCAGUGCUUGAAUGUAAUUCAUAUUUUUAUAUGAUUUAUUUUUAUUCUGAGUGAUUAGAUGGUUUAUUUUUGCCAAAGUCUCUUUAAUAUUUGUUUUCCCCCUCCCUAACCUCACCGUUUGGAUAACAGGGCUCCAUUCUCUCCCUAUGGAGACUGAAAUCUUUCCCAUUUGAACAUUACUACAUUUAAUUUAGCACUUCAGUAUGGACACCUACAGUAGUGGUGGAAAAGCAAUGGGAUCUUUACCAGAAAUAAAGAUAAAACACUAUUCCCCUUCUAUCUUUUCUUCCAAGUAAAUGGGUCUUAAUUUACUUUGUGUUGUGGUGAAUGUGUUCCUUACAUGUUUAAUUUACCUGUCAGCUGUUUUACUCUGUUAAAUGUCAUUUUAAAACGAAAUGCAAUUGUUAGUUUGUCCAAAGCGUAAAGUGACACGUGAGAAUAUAGGAAAUUGUGCAUCAAAAUGUGAAGGAAGACUUAAGUUAAAUGUAUUGUUUUGGACUGAUAGAAUUAUUCAAAUGCACACUCUAUUUGCCCACCUUUCUUAAUCUUCCGCACCACCAAAAGCAAGAUUUUAUAGUUUAAGUCGAUGCAUUCGAUCCUGCAAUGUAAAACUCAUUUUAUUUUUUCCUCAGCUCUUAUAUGUAUUAAUGUACCUAAAAACAUGAACACAUCCAUUAUAAACUGGUAUGGUAUUUAUGGUAUAUUUACUGCCUUGAAUCCAUCAUGUGAAUCUGGAACACAGGUCUGUUGUCAUUUAGUCAAAUGCCUUUUUAAUGUAAUCUGAUGCUGGUGGGGUUAUUUUUUAUUUGGUAUUAUGCAAUACUGUACUUGUUAUCUGUUAUUAAAGUUAGGCUUUAAAAUCAGAUAUCAAAGAUAUUAUAAAUAUUUCAGAUGG